UAACAAUAUUUUCGUCGCUUACAGAAUGCAUCUCUCAGAGAUGAAACGGUUACAGUAAUUUUUAUCGCUCGCUUUCCUUUGAGAUUUCCAACAGUUGCUGCCGUUUUUCUCAAAAGAAAUUUAUAAUGUUUUCGUGCAACCGACAAGCGACGAUAACAACACAGCAGCAGCUGACUGGCGACGGUGCCCGCGACCCGCACUGAAGUUCCUGAAUAUAUUGUGUGGAGCGUUCGCGUGACGUGUUUUUAACGUCUGGCCAUCCAUGAUUAUAUCCGUUUAUCUCUAGUCUCUACGGCGCAUACGAUUAUUACUAUUACUAUUAUAUAUAAACACGUCGUGUGACGUAUUAUAGUAGUUGAUUAUAUGAAUAACGUAUAGUAGUACAUGGUACACUAAUAAUAAUUUAUAUAUACACAUGUAUUUUGAGUACGGUAUGAUUGAGAUUAUACAUAGAAUUAUAAUAACAUUGGCACGCGGGUGGACAGCAGCUGUCGGAGAAUUUUGUGAUAACAGUCGAUACCGCUGCCGGUUUGUGUACGUUUAAUGAUUGGAUUUUUUACGUUUUCUUUCCGAGUGGACAAUCUAUCCCCAGCUUUUUUUCCGCCCUUUCACGCGUGGUAGCAUUCAGUUGUGCGAUCUGCGCGUGCCAUUUGUGAUUCAAGAGUGUGUGUGUGAUGUCCGACAAUAGUGACAGUAACAGAUUGUUUGGACGCGGUAACGUCUAUCCUUCCAGCGAAGCAAGUGCGGUGGUCGAUACGCCGUCGAGACAACAAACAGCUGCGGAUUACAAAACAUUAACUAACAAAAGUUCUAAUGACAUUUUAUCUGAAUACUUAUUGUUGGAGUUGGGGCAGAGUAAAAAGGAAAUAUUCAACUAUGUGCAUUUAAGCCAGUCAAUGAGAAUUACUAACAUCAGUAAUAAUAAAAGAUUACUCAACACGAUUUUGCACUCCAAGGUAAUAAACACACAAUUAGAAAUAGAAUUUGCAUUAUCAUGUAUGGAAGUUGACGAUUGUAAAACUCUACACAAGCCUUUGCAAGCUAUUAAUAGAAAAGUCCACAAGAACAUUGAUGAUCAUGAAGAUAGAGAUGACUGGAAAUACAUAGAUGAUUAUGAGAAUAGAAAAGAUCAAAAGUACAGAGAUGACUGUGAAAACAGAGUUGACCACAAGGUUAACAAAAUAAUGUCUUCAUCUAUUGGUCCAUUGAUUUUACAAUUUUCACAAUUAGAAGAAUCAAAUUUCAAAAAUCAAUUUUUUGUCACAAGAAGUUCAUUUCAAAUAAUUUGUCGUCAUUUGAUGCAAGAAUACGGAAGUAUGGCAUACAAGAGGACUGAAAUAGAUGUUGAAAAACAAUUGCUGAUUACUCUAACAUAUUUGGGAACUGUUCUAAGUUACAAGGAAAUUGGAUCAAAAUUUAACGUUGCUAUUAGCACAGCUCAUAAAUGUGUUAAUGACGUCACAACUACAUUGUUUAAACGUAUGGGUGAAUUUAUCUAUUGGCCAAUCAACCAACAAGCUGAUUCAGAAAUAAAAGCAUUCAAUGAAAUGCCUGGAAAUAACUUUCCUGGUAUACUUGGAGUCAUUGGAAUGGUUGACUUGAAAAAAACUUGCACAGCCAAUCCAUCCAAACAUACCAAAGAAGGAUCUUCAAUCGCGAUUCAGUGUGUAUGCAACAAUAAAUAUCAGUUUUAUAAUGUUUUCACCAGUUAUUUACUCAAAUCAUCGGUUACCACGUCAACAUUUCUAGAAAGUCCAUUAGCUGAAAUGAUUCUUAAUGAUCCAGACACACUGUUUCCCAACAGCUGGAGUCAUAUUGUCGGACAAUGUUGUUUCCCCCUUUUACCCAAUUUAAUGACUCCAUUUUCCGGUGAUACUUGUAAUACAAUAUCACAAAAUACCUAUAACGAUGCCAUUGAGGUACCAUUAAACAUCAUUAAGUUAGCAUUUGGAAAACUAUUGGGGAGAUUCACAAGACUAUUAUGCUUAGAUUUAUGGGGACAAGACAAGUUUGCCAUACUAAUAUUUGCAGCUUGUUGCUUACACAACCUAUGUUUAGGUAACAAUGAUGACAUACACUGUCCACCUUAUGAAUGCUGCACUUUCAAAUGUGAUUAUUAUGAUGAGUAUAGUGUUCAAAAACGCCGAGAAAUAUGCUCCAAAUUAAAAUCUUAAGUUCUAUAAAUAAUGUAUGAUAUAUUUAAUAUUUAUACAACUUUGUACAAAAUGUAUAA
Molecule: messenger RNA, 2233 nt
Organism: Melanaphis sacchari
Lineage: Eukaryota; Metazoa; Arthropoda; Insecta; Hemiptera; Aphididae
Product: ubiquitin carboxyl-terminal hydrolase 22-like
Exons: 7
Coding region: 675-2174 (499 amino acids)
Biological process (GO): protein deubiquitination
Molecular function (GO): zinc ion binding; cysteine-type deubiquitinase activity
Source: RefSeq, a predicted model, not a curated record